This is a messenger RNA of Mus caroli (Ryukyu mouse), 1369 nucleotides long. The record is from RefSeq and is a predicted model, not a curated record. Lineage: Eukaryota; Metazoa; Chordata; Mammalia; Rodentia; Muridae.
GCUGGGGAGGAGAAAGAAGAGUCGGUGUGGACUUAGGCCACUGAAGAUGGAGAUUCAUUUGCCUAGUCUACCGUUGAUGAAAAUCUUCUCCUAUCUGGAUGCCUACAGUUUGCUACAGGCUGCCCAAGUGAACAAGAACUGGAAUGAACUUGCAAGCAGUGAUGUCCUGUGGAGGAAGUUGUGUCAGAAGAGAUGGCACUACUGUGACAUGAUCAUCCUACUGCUCCAUGACAAAGAGACAUGGAAGCAGUUCUUCGUUUACCGAACAUGGCAAGAACACGCCAAGACCCGGGCAAAGCCAGAAGAUUUCACUUACAAGGAAAUUCCUGUGGAGUUUGGAAUUUGGGCAUAUGCAUGUUAUAUCUCAGGGCGUGGCUUAACAAGGAAUGGACAAGGGACGUCAGUUAUCUGUAUGUUGACUUCCAUGACCAAGAUUUCCACCUGGGAUAUUCAUGAGGGUGUUAUGACCUGGGUAAGCCCAGUACAGCCAACUACUAUCAAGCUGUUGAAUACCCUCCCUGAGAUGCACAUUGCAGUCACUGUAGAUAUUCACUCAACUAUCAAACUGUGGGACUGUCACAACAGUGAUGCUCUGGCGACUAACAGCCUGUUCUUUCCAUGUCAAUCACUGAAAUCUGUCUUUACCAAGGAUGGUGCUAUUGUCUUGGUAAGCGAUACCUUGGGUAACCUCUACAUCUUUAGGAUUCCAGAUUUACACCUUAUUUCCACAGUCAAUGUAUUCCAGUGUGGUAUUAAUGAACUCUACUGCUCUCCUCAGAAGAAAUGGGUCUUUCUGAGUAGGAAACACCCACAGAUCUCGCCAAAGGUGUUUUACAUGAACAGCUUACUGAGGACAUCAGAAUUCUCUGCUCCUGGGUCUACCAGUCUCGAUUUUUCAUUAUGUGAUAAAGCCUUCUGGACCCCAAGAAAGGAAGACAGGAUAACCCUGAUGUCCAUAUGUUUCCCCCAUAAACUCACAAAGUUUGUCACAUUUGAUAUGAAGCUGAAAGAGAUCGGGAACCAAAUAAUUGUUAAAGGAUAUUUGAUAGCCAGCUUCUCGUUGGUAGAAUAUGAGGGGACACUGGAAUGCUUUGGAGUCAGUGAUAAGGACGUGAUUGUUUGUUCAACGGGAUCCUCUCUCUGGCUCUUCAGCAUCUAUGGUGUCCGUCUGCAGACAUUUGACUACUGCCCAGAAGAGAUCUUGAGACUAUGGGUGGACCCCCUUCAUGUCAUUGUCACUUUUAUUGAUGGCUCUUUGGAUGUGUACGCAUGGGAGGAGAGAUGCCAGCAACUCAGUAAGUGUUAUCGGCUGCAAAACAGGAGACAGCUUCCACAGCAAAGAAACUUGUUCUUGGUGAAUCUAGUAUAG